This is a messenger RNA of Cynoglossus semilaevis (tongue sole), 2733 nucleotides long. Its product is annotated as suppressor of cytokine signaling 3-like. Gene Ontology annotation, biological process: intracellular signal transduction; phosphatidylinositol phosphate biosynthetic process. NCBI's taxonomy places the organism in Eukaryota, Metazoa, Chordata, Actinopteri, Pleuronectiformes, Cynoglossidae. Bases 104 to 754 code for a protein of 216 amino acids. The record is from RefSeq and is a predicted model, not a curated record. The transcript has 2 exons. Gene Ontology annotation, molecular function: 1-phosphatidylinositol-3-kinase regulator activity. Gene Ontology annotation, cellular component: phosphatidylinositol 3-kinase complex.
UCCAAACUCCUUCCCACUUGUCUGCCUCAGGACCCCAGUUCUGGGCCCCCUGCCUCUCGAUCAUCGGGCAGAGGCAGGGGGCCAUGGACGCAGCCCUCUCGCCAUGAGCAGUGUGCCCCCCACGCAGGGCAGGGUUCAGGGGUCCAACUUUACCCCACAUCACUACAAGCCCUUCAGUUCACAUGCACACUAUCAACAGGUGAUGCGUUCGCUGCAUAAGCUUCAGGAGAGUGGGUUUUAUUGGGGGGCUGUUGGUGGUCGAGAAGCCAGCACCCUGCUGUGCCCCGAACCACCCGGCACUUUCCUGAUCCGGGACUCCUCAGAUCACCACCACUUCUUCACACUGUCCGUUCAGACGCCUCGAGGAACCAAGAACCUGCGAAUACACAGUGAGGAAAGUGGGUUCUUCUUACAGCCCGACCCCCAAAGCACCCAAGUGCCCCCGCAGUUUGAUUGUGUGCUUAAACUUAUAGCACACUACAUGGGGAAAGGGCUUGAAACUGUGAGAAACAAAGAAGGAGCAUGUGGGGGGAAUUCAGGACAGCCUGAAAUGAAAGGGCGCAGCGUUUAUCUGAUACACACAGGUGGAGAGAGGAUCCCUCUGGAGUUGCUGAGACCCCUGUCUACUUCUCUCUCGUCCUUGCAGCACAUGUGCAGGAGGACCUUGAAUAACCAAGGCCUGGGGUCAGAGCGAGCGCAGCAGCUCCCGCAUACACUUCGAGACUUCCUGGACGAGUACGAUGCUCCUAUAUGACUGACUGGAACUGCACAGGUUUCUCUACACGGACCAGCAGCCUAGAGGACGGCACGGGUCAUGUCUCUGUGAAGACAUGUCCAUCUGUCCGACCAGAUUUAGCCUUAGAUGGUAAAUGGUUCGUUUUUCAAAGCAGCCAGAAUUGUCUGAGCCCAGACCUGAUAUAAACUAACCAGGGGUCUGGGAUCACGAGUCCCAACUGGGUAACCGGUGAUUACCUCACCCGUCCUGCCUCACAAAAACUGACCGCUUAUGUGAGUGGCAAAGGUAUAAGGUCAGUGUGUCGUAUAAUUGCCUCAGACGCAGAGCAGAGCCUCGCAGAAGAUUAACCUGAUUGGUCAAUAUUAACAAUUACGGUGAAGGCACGAUCAAUCCACCACCGCCAAUCCCUGUGGGUUCACAGAGAAAUGUCUCCACUCCCCUUGUCCACCUGACAUUUGCAACCAUUCAGAACACUGCACACAGAGAAAGGAGGCACAGAGUUGAAGGAGGACAGAGAAAAGGCAAAGUUCAAACAACGACCUCAAACCAGAGAACUAACAGCAUUUGUUAGUCUGAGUGUGUGCGUGUGUUCCUGUGUGUUGUGGUGGUGCGCACACACACACAUUUCCAUUACUGCUUCCCGCAAAUGUUGCCUCAUUGAAGGGAGUUGAGCGGUCAUGCGUGCCAGCUCUACACGCACACACAUGCACACACAGAGGUUUUGUAAGUUGAAGAACAAAAGACGAAAAACCCAUUACAAAUCAUCUCCUUUUCACUCUUUGUCUCUUCUCCAUCCUCUGUGCGUUUUUGGUUCUUUUUUUUUUUUUUCUUUUUUUUUUUUCAGCAUUGCUUUUGACAGUGACAGAAAACAGACUUCUGUUGCUGAGACAAAAGCUUGUUACUGAGACAAAAGCCUCGGCUCAGGACCAAAAGAAACAUCACAACUUAUUUUUAUCCAGGCUGGCUGGAAAUAUGUCAACGACACUGUGAAGCUCCUCUGGGAGUGACAACAAUGACAAGUCUGGAGGCUGGAGUAGAGCGAGGAGCAGAAGUCACAAAGAGAUGGAGAGACAGAGUGAGACCAAGGGAGUUAGGAGAAGGAAACUGAAGAGGACAGAGAAAACGGCCGGGGAGCUGGGAAGAGGGAGGAGACAUACUGGUGUACAGCUAAACAAAAACAUUGACUAGAUUGAUGUCCCAAACCUGGAAAGGAGGAAAUCCUCAACAGGACACUGUUCCUAUAAAUAUUAAACCAAGUUUGCCAAGAGGAUCCAUUUAACAAAAACAAAAAUUCAAAAGAGUCUUAAUUCUCUUGUUUUGACGCCUAUUAUAGUCUUUUCUUUACAUUUUUUUUAUUCAUCAGUGUGUAGUAGUGUGUCUGCUCUCUUCCUCUUGGAUCUCUGAACUUAUCAUGAGUUAGAGAGGAUGCUACGUCUUUAAAUCCCUGUCAUUUAAAAGUGUCUCUCCCGUCCAUCAUUACCUCUGAAGCAGGAGUGGGUCGUUGGGUUUGUUCUUUCUGAAUGUCAAGUGAACACAGGACUAACUAAAGAAAAAAAAGCCUUUUGUAAAUCAGAUUAUGAGACACCGAUUUGAUGGAAAUAUUUUUUUUUAUGGUUGACCAGUGCUUAUACUUACCUGUGAUCCAUAUUGGAAGUGGUAGCUUUUUCACUGUGGCCACUUGAGACAAAAGCGCUGCAGGAAACCAUAGUGAUGCAGGAUUCUGCUCAGAUCUGUGUCUUAUUUUCUUCCAUCUACUCCCAAAUAUGUACAUGUGUCACGGAAGUGCAUCCACACGUGUAUGCGAGUCAUUUGUCUUUUAUAAAGACUGUCUAGCAAAAAGGCUGGCCACUAGUCUGGCAGAAUUCAAGCUGUACUUAUCUGAAAUGACAAAGCAUUACAAAAAAAGAAAAAUAAAUGAAAAGGAACGUUGCACAUAUUUAUAUUUCUAAAAUAUUUCAAUAAUUUAUAUUAAAGAGCACUAUUUUUACAAAAGACAA